Messenger RNA from Colius striatus (speckled mousebird), 3040 nucleotides. It is a transcript of the gene GXYLT1, whose product is annotated as glucoside xylosyltransferase 1. Gene Ontology annotation, molecular function: UDP-xylosyltransferase activity. Gene Ontology annotation, biological process: protein O-linked glycosylation via N-acetylgalactosamine. The transcript has 8 exons. The record is from RefSeq and is a predicted model, not a curated record. The coding region runs from base 1 to 1320 and encodes 439 amino acids. Lineage: Eukaryota; Metazoa; Chordata; Aves; Coliiformes; Coliidae.
AUGCGGCGGUUCGCGCGGGUGGCGCUGCUGUGCCUGGGCUGCGGCGUCUGCUCGCUGCUCUACGGCUUCAGCCAGCUGGCCCUCUCGCUGGAGCAGGAGCCCGGCCGCGGCCGUGAGCGGCAGGCCCGAGACCCCGCCGCUCCCGGCGCCCGGCGGCAGGAGGGCGGCGGCCAGGCGGCGGGGAGCGCGGGCCGGGGCGAGGCGGCGGCCGGCAGGUGUAAGAAUUUGUCUGUAUCUUUCUGGAAUUCCUAUUGGAUGCUGCCCUCUGAUGUUUGUGGAAUGAACUGCUUUUGGGAAGCUGCUUUUAGAUAUGAUUAUGUGAAAACACGUCCUUCUGAGAAAAUGCAUCUAGCAGUGGUUGCCUGCGGUGAAAGACUGGAAGAGACUGUUACAAUGUUGAGAUCAGCCAUUAUUUUCAGCAUCAAACCUCUCCAGUUUCAUAUUUUUGCUGAGGACCAAUUGCAUGAGAGUUUCAAAGACAUACUUGAUGACUUCCCCUAUGAAGGAAAAGUUAAUUACACAUUAUAUCCAAUAACGUUUCCAACUGAGAGUGCAGCAGAAUGGAAGAAAUUGUUUAAACCAUGUGCCUCACAGAGAUUAUUCUUGCCAUUAAUCCUCAAAAAUGUGGACUCACUGCUGUACGUUGAUACUGACAUCCUGUUUUUGAGACCUGUUGAUGAUAUUUGGUCUUUUCUGGGAAAGUUCAACUCCACACAAAUUGCUGCAAUGGCACCAGAACAUGAAGAGCCUCGCAUUGGGUGGUAUAAUCGUUUUGCUAGACAUCCCUAUUAUGGAGUAACUGGAAUAAAUUCUGGAGUCAUGUUAAUGAAUAUGACACGGAUCAGAAGAAAGUAUUUCAAGAACGAUAUGACACCAGUUCGGUUACAAUGGGGAGAAAUUCUUAUGCCACUGUUGAAGAAGUACAAGUUGAACAUAACAUGGGGUGAUCAGGAUCUAUUGAACAUUAUGUUUUUUCACAAUCCAGAAAGUCUUUAUGUCUUUCCUUGCCAAUGGAAUUAUCGGCCUGACCACUGCAUCUAUGGAAGCAAUUGUAAGGAAGCUGAAGAGGAAGGUAUAUUUAUUCUUCAUGGAAACAGAGGUGUUUACCACGAUGAUAAACAACCAACUUUUAGGGCUAUCUAUGAAGCAAUAAAAAAUUAUUCAUUUGGAGAAGAUCUGGUUCAUUCCCUGUUGCAGCCCCUUGAACUGGAAUUACAGAAAACCAUGCACACAUACUGUGGAAAAGUGUACAAAGUGUUCAUAAAGCAGCUAACAAAAAGCAUAAGAGACUUGCAUACCAGAAGGUCAAAGGGGAGGUGAUUUUUACUCUGAACUACUAAGUUGAGACUGAAUUAACAUAAUGGUCAAAAGAUGCAAAAAUUCCAAUAUGACUUGAAUCAGCUCCUAAUGUGCCCGGGUCAAAGUUUACUAGCAUACAUAAAAAUGAAGAAAAUAUUCAUGGAAUGAAGAACAGGAACUUUUUUUCUGCAAAGGUGACUUUUUACUCUUUUGGAGUUUAAUCACUGCUAAUGUUUAUCUUGGAUCCAGUGAUUUGGAUGCUACUGGCUUCUAUGGUCAGUCGUUUUAGUCUGCGUAAUUCAGUUAUCUAAUGAUCAAAUGUACAAGGAAGAAAUGAAGAUGGCUCUUUGGGAGUGUACCUCAUUGUCUAAAAUUCUAUUAAACUGUGAAUGUAGCAAUAACUGAGUCAGCAGCACUAACCUCACUUUAAAGGUGUGAGCCUUUAUGUAAACAAAGUUGUUUACAAGUGCAGAAAAUACUCUGUUUUCAAAGGAAUGUGAAAUAAUCAUUGACAAUCUGUAUGUGCCUUGAUAUGUUCAUCUCUUACACAUUUAAGUACUGUUUUGACAAUCUUGUUUUGCUUACCUUAGAUGUAAACUGCACACUAUAAAUACGAUUUUCUGAGAAAUGAAUAACUAGUAUGUGAUACUAACUUUCUCUGUUGAUAAAUGUGGAGAGGCUUUUAAUAUACAGCAUUUGUUUCGACGUCGUUGAGCCAUCAUGGCCAAAAGAUUGAGUUGUUUUUUUUUUUUCUUAGCAAAAAUUCAGAUUCAAAUUGUUCAUCUUACAAUACCUUUUAGAAAUUACGUGGUUUUGCAGCUUUAUAGGGCAUUUUGGAAGUAGAUGAACAAAACAGUGGAAAACUGUUGCUGUUGUAUAUCCUUACUAAGAAUUAUUACCUGGUGAUUAUUAUAGAGUAUUUAGUACCUAAAAGUGAAGAGCUGUAAUAAGAGUUCUGGUGCUUCAUCAGACUAUAUAUUAGAUGAGUUUCUUAGAGAAUAUAUACUGUUAUAAUAUUUUUUUAAUAAUAUAGCUUUAAAAUAGUUUUGGGGAAGACCCUCAACUAUGUGAAUGCGUUAUUCUCAGUAGUGUGAUAGUGAUUUACAAGAAGUAAGGAUUAGAUUUUCUUUAGUUACCUUAGUGAGAAAAAGAGUUCUGUUUAUGUAAUACAAACUUUUUUCCAGAGAAAAACAUGAAGAAAAUGUCUGAGUUUAUAGUGUUUUGGUAAAAUACUAUUUAAACUUGCAUGGUAUGAAAUGUAUUUGUAAAGUAUAUCUGAAGUUAGAUAACCUGUCUAACUGAGAUGAAGUCUUUGUAAAGUGAGAUUUUGGAUUCCAGAAAAGUUCCUGUGUGUCGAAAACGGAGGAUCCACUCACUGACUUGCACCUUCAUCCCAACCCUGUUUUAGAAGCUUAUCUUUUUGUGGCUGUUUCUUUGUCAAAUGCAGGCUGACUCUGACCAUGUGAGCUGAAUGAACACUUUAGCAGUAUGAAACCACACUCCAUUGGAAGCAGAGUUUGUAUUCUGCUGUUAGUCUCCCUGCUGGCUCAGGGUGUAAAUUUCUGUGAUGGAAACUAGGAACCAGUCUGCCUCGCAAGUAGUAUUGACCUCUUUUCUGUGCUCUGUAAUCUUUUGAAGUCUGAAAAUCUAGCAAUCUAUGUGAAGGUGAAUACCGUUAUUGACUGAUUUUUACAAUAUGCAAUGCAUUAUUUUUUUACAUAAAUACUGAUUUUUAUAUCAA